CUCCGAGUCCCCGGAGUUUAAAGAGGUAAACUUGAGAUGGUUCAUGGCUCCUUCAACUCUUAACUAACACAAACGCGAUUCCGUCUUUGAUUCACAAAUUAGUUCUCAGUAUACUCGUAUCUGAAGUAACACAUCAAAUGGUCAAACAAGGUUCCCAGUGCUUUGGUGAACUGCUCCCCUCAAUGUGAAGCUCCGCAGUGAAGGAUGAACAAGCUGUCUGUGGGAGAUAAAGCUGCUUCAAGCAGAGUGAAUAGCUGGGUGGAUCCAUGUUUCACUGAUUUGCAAGGGGAAAGCUUUUCUCUGCCUGGAAGGAGAAAGGGGAGCCAGUUCUCGUGCUCUAAAGCUGAGCCCAAGAGAGCAAGGAAGAGGAAAGGAGAGCCCGGCUCAGACCUUCAUACGGCCUACCUGCUGAAAGAGUCAGCCCAGGGGGACCAAAAUGAGCCCUGGGUGGACAGACACUCGCCCCGUUCACAGGCUGAGCUAGCUGUCCACAAGAAGAAGAUCGAGGAGGUGGAGAACUGGAUGAGAGUUCACACAAACUCAUCAAAGGGUGGCAUCCUACUGCUGACGGGACCAUCAGGCUGUGGGAAGACUGCUACAGUACAGGUUUUAUCUCAGGAGCUCGGCCUCAGGAUUCAGGAAUGGAUCAACCCCACCAACCUGGAGCUAUACAGCAACAGUCAGCAUGAAUGGAUGAUAAAUGGUUCAUCCUGCAGCUCCCAGUUAGGCCAGUUCCAGGAGUUCCUCCUCAGAGCCAAUAAGUACAACUGCCUGAGGAUGGCAGGUGAUGGAGGAGCUAUAGACAGGAAGCUCAUACUGGUGGAGGAUUUGCCAAACCAGUUCUACAGGCAGCCUGGCAGCCUGCACGAUAACCUGAGGCGCUUCGUGAAGACCAGUCGAUGUCCCCUAGUGUUCAUAGUGUCAGACAGUCUAAGUGGAGACAGCAGCACACGCAUUCUUUUUCCUAGAGAGAUCC
Molecule: messenger RNA, 976 nt
Organism: Lates calcarifer (barramundi perch)
Lineage: Eukaryota; Metazoa; Chordata; Actinopteri; Centropomidae
Product: cell cycle checkpoint protein RAD17
Biological process (GO): mitotic DNA replication checkpoint signaling; DNA repair; DNA damage checkpoint signaling
Molecular function (GO): ATP hydrolysis activity; chromatin binding
Source: RefSeq, a predicted model, not a curated record